Messenger RNA from Fusarium subglutinans, 1170 nucleotides. Its product is annotated as kinase domain protein. Gene Ontology annotation, biological process: protein phosphorylation. The record is from RefSeq and is a predicted model, not a curated record. The transcript has 3 exons. Gene Ontology annotation, molecular function: ATP binding; protein kinase activity. Bases 1 to 1170 code for a protein of 389 amino acids. Lineage: Eukaryota; Fungi; Ascomycota; Sordariomycetes; Hypocreales; Nectriaceae.
AUGUCGAAUACGUCGACAGAUACUGCCCUGGGGGGCCAAGGCGGUUAUUCGACUAUUUGGCUUGCCCGCGAUCAGGAGCUCGACAAGUAUGUUGCCAUCAAAGUCGGCACAGCUGAUCAAGUUUCGAAAGAGAGCGAUAUUCUCCUCAAACUAGCCGAGAAUCCGACCAAAGAAUCCUCUAGCAAUCUCAUCACUCCAGUGCUUGACCAGUUCACAGUUAAUGGACCUAACGGCACACAUUCUUGCAUUGUCACUGCACCGGCCAGAUGCAGCAUAGCCGAAUCGAUCAAAACUUCGGGAUACAACUCUUUCCAACUUGACGUAGCCAGGGCGCUGGCCGCGCAGCUCAUCAUGGCAACGGCAUACAUCCACCGGGCCGGCUUCGUUCAUGGCGAUAUUCACCUAAGAAACGUGUUGCUCCAAUUGCCUGGAUCAGAGCUCGAUCAUCUUUCCAUCCAACAGGUGUAUGAGAAAUACUAUAAACCAGACCCUUGCCCAGUGACCAGGACUGAUGGUCAGCCGGUCACCUCACCGUCAGUGCCAAAGAAUGUCUAUACGCCAAACUGGCUCGGCAAACCGAGCGACGAAGUUCUACUACCCGAAGCCAAACUAUGGCUCGCCGACUUUGGAACAGCCUUCAACCCUUCACAGGAAACCAGAUUGAUGUCUUAUACCCACUUACAAAACCGGCCACCAGAAGCUAAGUUUGAUCCUAAGAAGCCUCUUACGUUCUCCUCCGAUAUAUGGAGUCUGGGACUUAUGGUCUGGGAGGUCAUGGGUGAUGGGCCAUUCAUGAGCGGCUUUCUAUUCAAUUGGGAUGAGGUAACUACUGACCAGGUUGAUGCACUUGGCCCACUACCGCAGGAAUGGUGGGAGAAGUGGGAGGCAAAGUCAGAUGGGUUUGAGGAAGAUGGGCAGCCCAAAGGGCAACGGGAAUUUUGGUCGCUUGAGAGACGCUUUAAACUGCAUUUUCCAGAUCCGAGAAUGGAAGAGGGCAGUGAAAAGAUGGAUAAUGAUGAGAGUCACGCCUUUCUAGAUAUGAUCAAAGGGAUGCUGCGCUUCAGACCAGAAGAGCGUAUGACAACUGAUCAGGUUCUGCGGUCGAAGUGGAUGAGUAAGCGGGCUCUACCUCUGGCAGAGAAAGCUUGGGGGCGUAAACUCUUGGACUAA